GAAAGAGCAGUUUAUGACCUUAAGACUUGAAAAUGUCCGACAGAGAGUUGAUCACAGGUGCUGCCUCAGACAGAGAAUAUGAUACUGAGAAGUUGGACCUUGGCGAGGAAGAGGAGGAGGAGAAGUGCACAUGUCUGACAGCAGAGAAGAAAGAGAAGACCCUGUCUCUCCAGGAGCUGGAGGAGGUCUUACACUCCGCUCCACGCUCCUGUCGCCAUGGAGAUGAGGUGUGGCCGUGCCUGUAUCUGGGAGACAUGGUCAUGUCUCAUGACAAGUUUGGGCUCUGGCGGCUGGGCGUCACUCACGUGUUAAACGCUGCUCAUGGUAAACUGUGCUGUAAGGGCAGUGAUGAUUUCUAUGGAACCACAGUGAAGUACCAUGGAGUCCCAGCCAGCGACCUGCCGACGUUUGACCUCUCACCCUAUUUCUACCCCGCGGCUGAGUUUAUUCACCAGGCUUUGACAUCCGGAGGAAAGGUGUUGGUGAACUGUGCUGUGGGUGUGAGUCGCUCCGCUGCAUUGGUCCUUGCCUUCCUGAUGAUUCAUCACCACCGCAGCCUUCUGUCCGCCGUACGCUGCGUGCAAGAGAAACGCUGGAUCUUCCCAAACAGAGGCUUUCUGAGACAGCUCAUAAUCCUGGACCGAAAACUGCAGCACACAGAUAUGAAUGAGCCAAAAUAAAACAAGGCAAGAAAUCUAUAAGAAAGCGGACUUGUGUUUGUGUCUCGUGAAGACGUUUCACAUCUCAUCCAAGAGGCCCUUUCAGUUCUAACAGACUAAUGGGAGGUUUCAGGUAUCAAAACUCUCUGGGUCUUCCCCUAUGGUUGCGUUUCAACAGCAGGAACAUUCCCCUGGAGGUGGGAACCUUUGCAGCAACUUCUUGAGUUUCAACCAGAGGAACCUGGGCCCAAAUCUUUUUGGGCCAAGUGCAGGGGGGCUCUCCCCUCACUCGUCCUCCUCUGACGUGACCUCAGUCUGGUCAUCUGGCAUCUGUGAGCAGACCGGUCAAUGCAGCAGCUCCAUUAAAAAACUCCCCAUCCAGGCGGAGAGAACACUCUGAAACACAGGGAGC
This is a messenger RNA of Platichthys flesus (European flounder), 1071 nucleotides long. RefSeq names its product dual specificity protein phosphatase 13A family protein. Gene Ontology annotation, biological process: negative regulation of MAPK cascade; protein dephosphorylation. The transcript has 4 exons. NCBI's taxonomy places the organism in Eukaryota, Metazoa, Chordata, Actinopteri, Pleuronectiformes, Pleuronectidae. The coding region runs from base 33 to 680 and encodes 215 amino acids. Gene Ontology annotation, molecular function: MAP kinase phosphatase activity; protein tyrosine/serine/threonine phosphatase activity. The record is from RefSeq and is a predicted model, not a curated record. Gene Ontology annotation, cellular component: cytoplasm.